Molecule: messenger RNA, 783 nt
Organism: Solenopsis invicta (red fire ant)
Lineage: Eukaryota; Metazoa; Arthropoda; Insecta; Hymenoptera; Formicidae
Exons: 1
Coding region: 1-783 (260 amino acids)
Source: RefSeq, a predicted model, not a curated record
AUGCGUAUGCAGCAUUACGCUAUAUUUUUACAAGGGUUUCAAUACAACAUUAAGUACAGGAAAUCUUCAGAUCAUAGUAAUGCUGAUUAUUUAUCGCGAUUACCCAUAUCAGGGCAUAUGUUACAACAGGAUGUGGUGGACGCAUUUCAAUUAAGUAUAGUAGAAACAUUGCUUGUUACGGCAGAGAGAAUCGCGAGGGAAACAGAAAAAGAUUCAGGUUUACAAUCCUUAUUACACGCACUGCAAUCCGGAGAACGUUUACAAUCCUCAGAACGUUUUAAUUUAGAUCAGAAAGAAUUCAGUCUUCAAAACAAUGUAAUACUACGCGGGCACAGAGUAGUAAUCCCGCAAGCGUUACGCACAUUGAUAUUAAAAGAAUUACACGUAGGGCAUUUCGGGAUAAACCGAAUGAAAACAUUAGCGAGAGGUUACUGUUGGUGGCCUGAAAUAGAUGAAAAUAUACAAAUGUUAAUGGAGAACUGCGCUCCAUGCAAUGCAAACAAAAAUAAUCCGCCUAAAGAGAAGCAACAUUUUUGGGAACCGUCUACAGGCCCAAUGCAUAGAGUACACGCGGAUUUUACGGGACCAUUUUUAGGACAUUGGUUUUUCGUACUAGUGGCCGGUUUCGACGCUUAUUCGAAGAGGUCCGCAUAUUUAAAAACAUUACGGCAGAAACAGUUGUUAGCAAAUGCAAGGAAAUUUUUGCGUCGUAUGGUGUACCGCAAGUAUUUGUUACAGAUAAUGGUAGAACUUUUACGUUGGCGAAAUUUACAAGAUUUUUAG